Messenger RNA from Plasmodium cynomolgi strain B, 921 nucleotides. RefSeq lists its product as hypothetical. The transcript is spliced from 2 exons. The record is from RefSeq and is a predicted model, not a curated record. Bases 1 to 921 code for a protein of 306 amino acids. Lineage: Eukaryota; Apicomplexa; Aconoidasida; Haemosporida; Plasmodiidae.
AUGUCGGAGGACGGCGAGCCAAGCGCAAGUAAGCCUCAGGGCACCGGCCAGAUCGACGAGCAGUACAUACAAAGCGAAAUUGACAAGCUCAACAUCGACGAAUUGGUGCAGCCGGAACAAAACAAUGCCCUCAAGAGAGUAAUCAAAACUGAUCGAAAAAUUGUCAUCAAUUUAGAUAGCAAAAUAAGUACUCUGCACAAGUCAUGUCAGUAUGGGAAGCAAGUGUCCAAAAUUAUCAACUUCAAAGCGGAGGGACUUAGCAGCAUUUCGCUGAAGGAGAAACUGAGGCUAAUUCUGGAGACCCUCUCGGGGGAGUUCUCCGAGGAGGCACCCACAGAAGGGGAAGAAGGGGAAGAAGCGGAAGAAGCGAGGGGUGCGGGGAACGUGGGAGAGGAUCAACCCAGGCAAACUUCACCAUAUGGAGGAGCGAAGCGGCUAAGCUUCACAAAACUGUCGAAGUAUUUCAGCGUAGGCACUCUCCCCUUCUGUCCCAUCAACUACGACACUAUCCCGCUGAACCUGUUCCUGGAUAGCGAAAACGGAUUCAGCCUGCACAGGAAAGAACAGAAAAAGACACACAGCAGGACCAAACAGACACUCGGAAACACCACCUACAGAAAGUUAAAAGAAUUCACACAUGAGAACGAACCAGAGAUUAAAUUAGAGACGGAUGCCAAUAAAGUGCUUUGCAUCCGAACGAGCGACCUCUUUAGGCACACCGAGGAACGGCUGGUUGGCGAUGGAGAUGGAGAUGGCGGCGAUGGUGGAGAUAGCGGCCGUGGUGAUGGCCAUGGCGGAGGUAACUACUCUGCGCGCCACACGGGGGGGACUCUUCCUCCAAGGAAAAAUCAGGCCCUGCUGACUGCCUGGUCAUACCAGAAGUGGGAGAAGCUCGCCAAUCGCCUGGCGCCGCACCGUUGA